Molecule: messenger RNA, 2997 nt
Organism: Cynocephalus volans (Philippine flying lemur)
Lineage: Eukaryota; Metazoa; Chordata; Mammalia; Dermoptera; Cynocephalidae
Gene: MAPK8IP1
Product: mitogen-activated protein kinase 8 interacting protein 1
Exons: 12
Coding region: 187-2280 (697 amino acids)
Biological process (GO): JNK cascade; regulation of JNK cascade
Cellular component (GO): cytoplasm
Molecular function (GO): JUN kinase binding; MAP kinase scaffold activity
Source: RefSeq, a predicted model, not a curated record
CUCUCCCGGCCCAUCUAUUUUUAAUGAGCUCCCCAGGCUUCUGCAGCGGGCAGAACGCAAAAAGGCAGGCCCACGCGGUGGAGGCUGGAGGCCUCAGCCCUGCCUUGAGCCCUGGCCCCCCUACCCUUCUGGGAAUGAGAGGGCAGCCUUGGGGCCCUGCAGCCCCCCAGCCGGGCAGGGCUCUCCAUGCAGCUGGUGCUGAAGAUGGAUCCGAGCCCAGACAAUGACAGCUGGUUGGAGGAUCAGUGGGAGCGCUGGCUCACCCAUGACAUCAGCCUGGAGGAGUUUGAGGAUGAAGACCUCUCAGAGAUCACUGAUGAGUGUGGCAUCAGCCUGCAGUGCAAAGACACCCUGUCCUUACGGCCCCCGCGCGCCGGGCUGCUGUCUGCGGGUGGCGGCGGUGCGGGCAGCCGGCUGCAGGCCGAGAUGCUGCAGAUGGACCUGAUCGACGCAGCGGGGGACACUCCCGGCGCCGAGGACGACGAGGAGGAUGACGACGAGGAGCGUGCGGAGCGGCGACCGGCAACGGGGCCGCCCCAGCCCGAGCCCGGCCAGGAGCCGGCGCCCCGCGGCCAGGGCCAGGGCCAGGGCCCGGGCAGCGGGGACACGUACCGGCCCAAGCGGCCCACCACGCUCAACCUCUUCCCGCAGGUGCCGCGGUCUCAGGACACGCUGAAUAAUAAUUCUCUAGGCAAGAAGCACAGUUGGCAGGAUCGGGUGUCCCAGUCAUCCUCACCCCUGAAAACAGGGGAACAGACACCUCCACAUGAACACAUCUGCCUGAGCGAUGAGCUGCCACCCCAGAGCAGCCCUGCCUCCACCAAGGAUCGAGGUACCUCCACCGACAGCCCUUGCCGCCGCAGCACUGCCACCCAGAUGGCGCCUCCAGGUGGCCCCCCUGCUGCUCCACCUGGUGGCCGGGGCCACUCACAUCGAGACCGAAUCCACUACCAGGCAGACGUGCGGCUAGAGGCCACUGAGGAGAUCUACCUGACACCAGUGCAGAGGCCCCCAGACCCUGUAGAGCCCACCUCUGCCUUCUUGCCACCUGCUGAGAGCCGGAUGUCAGUCAGCUCCGAUCCAGACCCUACCACCUACUCCUCAGCAGCAGGGCGGCCACACCCCUCCAUCAGUGAGGAGGAUGAGGGCUUCGACUGCCUGUCAUCCCCCGAGCGGGCUGAGCCACUGGGUGGAGGAUGGCGGGGCAGCCUGGGGGAGCCGCCGCCACCUCCACGGGCCUCGCUGAGCUCGGACACCAGCGCCCUGUCCUACGACUCGGUCAAGUACACGCUGGUGGUGGAUGAGCACGCACAGCUGGAGCUGGUGAGCCUGCGGCCAUGCUUUGGAGACUACAGCGAUGAGAGUGACUCAGCCACUGUCUACGACAACUGUGCCUCCGCCUCCUCGCCCUAUGAGUCGGCCAUCGGUGAGGAAUACGAGGAGGCACCCCGGCCCCGGCCUCCUGCCUGCCUCUCCGAGGACUCGACACCUGAUGAACCCGACGUCCACUUCUCCAAGAAGUUCCUGAACGUCUUUAUGAGUGGCCGCUCUCGCUCCUCCAGUGCCGAGUCCUUUGGGCUGUUCUCCUGUGUCAUCAACGGGGAAGAACAGGAGCAGACCCACAGGGCCAUAUUCAGGUUUGUGCCUCGACAUGAAGACGAACUUGAGCUGGAAGUGGACGACCCUCUGCUGGUGGAGCUGCAGGCUGAAGACUACUGGUAUGAGGCCUACAACAUGCGCACUGGCGCCCGGGGUGUCUUUCCUGCCUACUACGCCAUCGAGGUCACCAAGGAGCCUGACCACAUGGCAGCGCUGGCCAAAAACAGCGAUUGGGUGGAUCAGUUCUGGGUGAAGUUCCUGGGCUCAGUUCAGGUUCCCUAUCACAAGGGCAAUGACGUCCUCUGUGCCGCUAUGCAAAAGAUUGCCACCACCCGCCGGCUCACCGUGCACUUUAACCCACCCUCCAGCUGUGUCCUAGAGAUCAGCGUGCGGGGUGUGAAGAUAGGUGUCAAGGCCGAUGACUCCCAGGAGGCCAAGGGGAAUAAAUGUAGCCACUUUUUCCAGUUAAAAAACAUCUCCUUUUGUGGAUACCAUCCAAAGAACAACAAGUACUUUGGGUUCAUCACCAAGCACCCUGCUGACCACCGGUUUGCCUGCCACGUCUUUGUGUCUGAAGACUCCACCAAAGCCCUGGCGGAAUCCGUGGGGAGAGCGUUUCAGCAGUUCUACAAGCAGUUUGUGGAGUACACCUGCCCCACAGAAGAUAUCUACCUGGAAUAGCAGUGCUGCCCCGCCCUCUGCACCCUCAGUUCUGGGCCAGGACAGCUGGCUGCUGGCAGGAUGUGGCACAGCUUGAAGGGGCACCCACCACCACCACAGGACGGGGAAGUGGGGGCCGUUGGCCCAGGGUGGGGGAGGGCGGGGGUUAUGGGGAGAGGCAAAUGCAGCUUAUUGUAACAUAUGGGAUUAGGUUCAUCUAUGGAGGACAGAGUGGGCUGCCCGGGGAUCGGGAGGGGCAGGGCUGCUGGGCUGUCAGGACUCUGGCUGUGAAGGAUGUCCACUCUGGGAGCGGGGUGGGGCUGCUCUGUCCUGGGCCUUACUUCCCCUGCCAGGGGCUCUGGCUCUCUGGCUCUUAGCUCCUGUCUUGAUAAAGCCCAUGCCACCUACAAGUGCCCCCCCCCUUUGCCCCCAUCCCCGACCCCCAUGGAAGAGCCCUGAGCUCACCUCCAGAGGACUUUCCAGGAAGGAAAUGGCAACAGGUGGAGGCACAGUACCUGUUCUCAGCUCUAUCAUUUGUGGGGCCUCUGGAUGGCUCACACCUCCACCCUCACCGGCAUGCAGGCCCGUGGCAGGCUUAGGACCUCAACGGGGAAGGAGAGAGCUGCAGCAGGGCCCCACCCAGGCAGGAAAAGGCGGCUUCCUGACUGGCCCAGGCCAGCCCCAUCCUGGGCCUGUCGCCCUGGCCACAACUAUUAAAGUGCCAUUUCCUGUCUGGAC